This is a messenger RNA of Salvia hispanica, 1727 nucleotides long. Its product is annotated as flavonoid-6-hydroxylase-like. Lineage: Eukaryota; Viridiplantae; Streptophyta; Magnoliopsida; Lamiales; Lamiaceae. Gene Ontology annotation, molecular function: monooxygenase activity; iron ion binding; heme binding. The record is from RefSeq and is a predicted model, not a curated record.
ACAUAGCAUAGCAGGAUACACCUUAAAGAACAAUUAUAAACCAUGGAAUUCUUGUCCACCUUCUACGCCGCCGUAGCCUUUGCCCUCUCUCUCCUUUUCUGCUACUCCAAACUCCGCCGCAAAUCAGCUGAUAACCUAAAGCAUGCUGCACUCAGAGCUCCGCCGGAAGCCGGCGGCGCACGCCUCCUGACUGGCCACCUCCACCUCCUGACCUCCUCCACCAAUCUCCCUCACUUCAACCUAGCCGACGUAGCCGACCGCCACGGCCCGAUCUUCACGAUCCGCCUCGGCGUGCGCCGUGCCGUCGUCGUCAGCAGCCCGGACCUCACGAGGGAGCUCUUCACCGCCUGCGACGCCGCCGUGUCGUCGCGCCCCCUGCUGCGAUCCACCAAGCACCUGAGCUACGACCUCGCCAUGUUCGGGUUCGCCCCGUACGGCCCCUACUGGCGCGAGAUACGCAAGCUCGUGUCGGCAGAGCUUCUAUCAGCGCGCCGUCUCGAGCUGCAGCAGAGCGUGCGAGUCUCGGAGACCGCGCACUUCGUGAAGAAGCUUUAUGAGACCUGGGAGGAGGAGGGGAGGAGCGAGAGCGGGUCGAAUCACGUGCUGGUGGACAUGAAGCGGUGGUUUGGGGAGCUGAGCUUGAACGUGGUGACGAGGGUGGUGGCGGGGAGGAGGCUCGGUGAUGAUACGGAGGAGGCGAUGCAGUGUCGGAAGGUGAUGAGGGAGUUUUUUUACUUGUCGGGGGUGUUUGUGCCGGCGGAUGCGCUGCCAUGGCUCAGGUGGCUGGAUAUAGGUGGAUAUGAGAAGAAAAUGAAACAAACGGCUAAGGAUUUCGAUAGAAUUGUCGGAGACUGGGUGGCGGACCGUCGGGAUAAGGACUAUUCCGGAGAGAGUAAGGCGCAGAAUUUCAUAGAUGUUAUGCUCUCUGUUUUGAAGGGUGCGAAUCUUCAACAUGAUGUGCUUACAGUCAUCAAAUCUACGUGCCUGGUUUUAAUUGCUGGUGGAACUGACACAACUACGGUUGUACUAGUAUGGGCCCUCUCCCUUCUCUUGAACAAUCGUCCCAUCUUGAAGAAGGCUCAAGAUGAACUAGACAAACAUGUUGGAAAAGAAAGACGAGUGGAAGAAUCAGAUAUAAAGAAUUUGCCGUAUCUUGCAGCCAUAAUCAAAGAGACUAUGAGGCUGUACCCUGCAGGCCCCUUAGGCGGGAUACGCGAGUUCACGAAAGAUUGCGAUGUGGGUGGCUACCAUGUGUCCAAAGGGACGUGGCUGAUCGUGAACGUCUGGAAGUUGCACCGCGAUCCACAAUUGUGGGCGGAGGACCCCUUGGAGUUUAGGCCCGAACGAUUUCUUGAUAUUGACCACAAAAGUAUAGAUGUGAAAGGCCAGAAUUUCGAGUUCAUUCCAUUUGGCGCGGGCAGGAGGAUAUGCCCCGGGGCUAACUUUGGGAUGCAUAUGUUGCAUUUGGUGUUGGCUAACUUAUUGCAUGCUUUUGAGGUUUCAACGGUUGGGGAUGAAGAGGUUGAUAUGAGUGAGAGUGUUGGAUUAACUAACCUUAAAGCCACACCACUUGAUGUUCUCAUAGCCCCAAGGUUAUCACCAAAUUUAUAUUGAGUAAAAAUGUUGUUAUAUUUGUUUUCCUUUCAGUUUCAAUGAAUGUAAUCUAUGUAUGGAUGUUGGUAUGAUAAAAAAGUUGUAAUAUAUAGUAUUAUGGUUAUUGGCCCAUA